Molecule: messenger RNA, 1563 nt
Organism: Colletotrichum siamense
Lineage: Eukaryota; Fungi; Ascomycota; Sordariomycetes; Glomerellales; Glomerellaceae
Gene: cysD-1
Product: Homocysteine synthase
Exons: 7
Coding region: 1-1563 (520 amino acids)
Biological process (GO): transsulfuration
Molecular function (GO): pyridoxal phosphate binding; transferase activity, transferring alkyl or aryl (other than methyl) groups
Source: RefSeq, a predicted model, not a curated record
AUGGGAGAACCAAUUCGCGACGAGCCACUCACCACCACUGUCACUCCGGCCAAGAGGUCGUUGGAGAUCGACGACCCCUUUCAACCUUACAAGGUUGAGAGAUUUGACGAUGGGCUAAGAUACGAUACGCUCCAGGUCCAUGCAGGCCACCGACCAGACCGAGAGACGCAUGCUCGGGCGGUGCCGAUUUACAACAGCGUGUCCUUUAUCUUCACCGACAGCGCCCAUGCAAAGAGGGUGUGUGCUAUGGAGGGAGCCGGCUACUUUUACAGCCGAAUUUCCAACCCGACAGUCGCUGUUUUUGAAAAGAGAGCCGCGGCUCUUGAAGGUGGAACUGCUGCUGUUGCCACCGCAUCCGGACAGGCCGCAAUUUUCAACACCAUUAUCUGUCUUGCUGGAGCUGGUGAUAAUGUAGUCGCCUCAAUCAACCUGUACGGAGGCACUUACAGUUUGUUCAAGACCCUUCUCCCUCGCCUUGGUAUCUCAAUCAGGUGGGCCAAAAAGGAAACUCGCGAAGAGUUUGAAAAGCACAUCGACGACAAGACCAAGAUGCUAUUUGUCGAGACAAUCGGAAACCCUCGUUGCAGCAUUCCCGAUCUGAAAGAGCUAGGAGAGCUUGCACAUGAAAAUAACGUACCGUUCGUUGUGGACAACACCUUUGGUGCUUGCGGAAUCUGGUGCAAGCCUAUCGACUUCGGGGCAGACAUUAUUUUGCACUCAGCCACCAAGUGGAUGGGUGGACACGGCACAACGGUUGGAGGUGUCAUCAUCGACUGUGGCACUUUCGACUGGGGCAAAGCCGGUGAAAGGUUCCCACGAAUGAUCAAGAAGGAAGGCCCUAUGAGCUUCUCCUACUGGAAAGCUUUUGGAAAUAUCACGUUCGCCAUGGCCAUGAGAAUCGAUAUCCUGAUGGAAGUCGGAUCCACUUUGGCUCCUGCAUCAGCUCAACAACUCCUCAUUGGAAUGGAGACGCUCAGUUUGAGGUGCGAGAAACACGCGAAGAACACAAUUGAGAUUGCUCGCUUCCUGGAAGCACACCCUAGAGUUGCUUGGGUCAACUAUCCUGGCCUCGAGAAGAAUCAAUAUUACGAGAAUGCGCAAAAGUACUUGAAGAAUGGUUACGGAGGCGUUCUCGCGUUUGGUCCGAAGGGUGGAGACGUCGCCAGCAAGAUGCUGAUGAACUACGUGAGAGUCAUCUCACACCAAACAAAUGUGGGAGAUUCGAAGACGCUAGCCACUCAUCCCUGGAACUCCACCCAUGUUAUCAUGCCCGAGAAGGACAGGCGUGAAGCCGGAAUUACGCCCGCUUUCAUCCGAUUCUCGGUUGGAACUGAGGAUGUGAGAGACAUCAUUGAGGAUCUUGACCAAGCUCUAGCGAAAUUGCCCGACGACAUUGUCAAUGCUCAUGAUGAAAAGCUGGAGGCCAAAUUGACUUCCAAUGGGGACCAUCCGACUGUUAUUGAAGCGGCUGUGUGCGAGAAGGUUGACUUCACUGAUGCGGAUGUGUCACUGUCCAAACAGAACGUCCCGAUGGGUCGUCAAACUGAUGUCGGGAACUGGUAG